Molecule: messenger RNA, 4278 nt
Organism: Plasmodium relictum
Lineage: Eukaryota; Apicomplexa; Aconoidasida; Haemosporida; Plasmodiidae
Product: conserved Plasmodium protein, unknown function
Exons: 1
Coding region: 1-4278 (1425 amino acids)
Biological process (GO): endosome organization; vacuole organization; organelle fusion
Cellular component (GO): endosome; HOPS complex
Molecular function (GO): protein-macromolecule adaptor activity
Source: RefSeq, a predicted model, not a curated record
AUGAAUAAAUCAGACAAAAAAUUCAUUUUAAAAUUAUUUAAAAUUAAAAAUGGUAAUAUAAAUUUAUUAAAAAAUAGAAUUACUCAUUUCAGUAUUAAUAAUAAAUGUAUGCAUAUAGUUUUAUGUAAUAAUACACUGAUAAAAUAUUACGUGGAGGAAAAUGAAUUAUCAUAUGUUGACUUUUACAAUAAAAAAGCAACGAAUAAUAAAGCUGAAAUAAGGUCAAUAUAUUUUGAUAAUAAUUGUUAUCAUGGUUUUAUUUGCUUAGCAAAUAAGGAAUAUAUAUAUGUUCAUUUUGAAAAUAAUAUCAUAAAAAAUUUAUUAAAAUUAAAAAAAUAUAAUAUCAAGUGCUUAUGCUUUAAUAAUUAUACUGAAAUAAGAAAUACAUUUCCAUUUAUAAUAGGUACUAAGGAUGGAGAAAUAAUUGAAAUGAACAUAAGCAAUAAAGCAAAAAAUAAAGAACAUGAAGUCAUAUUCUGCAGCGAAAAAUUAUCCAUUCUUGAUAUAAAUAUGAUAAAUAUUAAUAUUAGUACAACUAAUGAAAUCUUAAGAAUUAUUUAUUUUACUACUAGCAAUAGUUUACAUGAAUUAAGCUAUACAAUAAAAAAUAAUAAAAUUUAUAAUUCUGAAAAAAGUGAAUCAAAUUUUAGUGAAGAUAAAAAAAAAGAAAAAAGUUUUAUUAUGAAUUCAAGUCAAGAUACAAAAGUUUAUGAAAGCUGCGUUGACUCAUUAUGUUCUAUUUUAAAAAUUGAAAAUAUAAGAAAUAAAAAUUAUUUAUUUUGGCUGAAUGGAUGUUGUAUAUUUAUUAGUAAAAUUAAUAAUCAAAAAAAAAAAUUAUAUUUAAGAAAUAAUACUAGAAAAUUAGGACUUACGAAAAAUAAAACAUUUGAUAAUUUUAAGGAAAAUGAUUAUUUAUCCUGUUCAUCUUCAUCAUAUGAUUCUGAUAGUGAUAUUAAUAUUUUAUAUUUUAAUGAAAAAGAAGAAAUAAAGGAGGGAAGUAAAAAAUAUAUAAACAAAAAAAAAAAUUAUAGAAAUAAUUAUUUUAGUAAGGAUGAAGAAUAUAACAAGAAAUUAAAUAAGGAAUUUUAUUUAGACAGUAAUUAUGUUAUUGUAAAUUUCUUAGAUUUAAAUAUAUUUACAAAUGAUAAUAUAAACAAUUCUAUUUUUACCAAUUCAUUUUAUAAAUCCUUAAAUUAUAAAUUUGGGAAAAUAGGAGAUAAUUCUAGUAAUUCUAAUUUUCAGAAAAAAAAAAAAAAAUUAAAUGAAAAAAGUAGUGAACUAAAAGAUUAUGAAAAGAAAGUGUCUACUAUAGUAGAUAUGUGUGUGAAUGAUUUUUACAUUUUCUUAUUAUUAGAAGAAAAACUAAUUAUUAUUAACAAUGUAAAUUUUAAAAAGGUAUACGAGCAAACGUUAUCUAUAGAAACAUAUGGUGAAGUUAUAAGAAUAAUGAAAGAUAAUUUUGAUAAUCAAAUAUGGUUAAGCACAUCUAAAUAUAUAUUUAAAAUUUUAAUAAAUAAAAAUAAUAAUAAUGAUAUGAUAUAUUUGCAUUUAAAAAAAAAUAAUUACAAACAGAUAUUAGAAUCUAGUAAUAAUAAUGAAAAGAUUAAAAUAAAAAAGUACUUAUUAAAAAAUAAUAAAUAUGAAAUAGAUCAUUAUAAAUACGCAAAUAUAAGCAAUGAAGAAAUGUUAAUAUCUUUUUUGCAUAAAAAGCAAUACUUUCUUUUAUCCAAUUUUUUAUAUAAUAAUAUUCAUUGUUUCAGUAAUAUUGUAAGAAUUGCUUUGUUUAUUUGGUUAAUUCAACUUUAUGUUUACUCAAUUGAUUUAUAUAAUUAUUUAUAUUGUAUUACUUCUUACUAUUAUACACCAGGAGAAAAAGAAAAAACUAUUUCACAUAAUCAAUUAGAAAACCCAAAAAGUAAAAUGAAAGAGAACGAAAAAGAGUUAACCAAUUUUUCAGAUGAAUCAAAAGAAAGCUUAGAUAUUUCUAAUGAAAAUUUACAGAAAUCUGAUGAAUAUUUAGAAGAAUUAGAUGAAUGUUUAGAAGAAAUAGAUGAAUGUUCAGAAGAAAAAGUACAGUUCUUAGAAGAAUCAGAUGAAUGUUUAGAAGAAUCAUGUGAAAAUUGUUAUCAAUCAAGUGAUAUAAUUCAAGAAUCAAGUGAGACUUCACAAGAUUUAUCAAAUGAAAACUAUAAUAAGUUAUAUAAAAGUGAAGAUGAACAAAAUAUUGGUUAUGUGGAAACGAAAAAAAAAGAAAUUAAAAGAGAAAUUAAUAUAAAACAUAUAACUCAUGAGAAAAAAACAGAGCAUUAUAUGAAUCAACUGAAUGAUAAAGAUCAUUUCUUAAAUAAUUUAAAUAAAAGAAGUGACCAGAAUAAUAGUAAUAGUAAUGAGAAUCAUAGGGAUAAUAAUAAUAAUUCUACAAAUAUUUCAAAUGAUUAUAUUAAUGGAAUAAAAAUACUUAAAGAAAAUAAUAAAUAUAUAAAGAAUAAUAAAAAGUAUUUCCUUUUAUUUUUCGAGAAACUAAUAAAUAAUGAAGAAAAAAAGGAAAAUAAAUGUAAUUUUGAUUUUUCUAAAGGGAAAAAAAUGAAUAUAAAAAUAAUAACUGAAAGUGAUAAUUUUUAUAUUUUAUUAAAAAUAUAUAAAAUGAAAAACGUAGAAAUUUUUAAUUUUUUAAAAAAUCAGGAGAAUCUUAUUGUAAGUGACAUAGAAAAAUAUAAAAAAUAUUUCUUAAGUAACGAUGACAAUAAAUAUACAAAUUAUGAAAAAGAUCAUAUAAGAAUCAAGAAAAAAUUAUAUAAACUUGUAUACACAUAUAAGUGCCUUGAAGUAUGUAUUUAUAUAAUAAUACUAUUAAAACAUUUUAAGAAUUUUUUUCAACUAAAUGAAGUUAUCUUUGAUAUAUUUCAAAGUUUCAACAAAAUUAAUUUUUUAUUGUUAUACAAAUAUAUAAAUAAUGAUUUUAAUUAUAUUAUAAAUUAUUAUAUUAAUAACAAUAAAUAUAAUUUGUUAUUUAAUGUAAUUAUAUUAUUUCCACAGAAUGUCUUAUUAGAUGUUUUACAAGGACAUGCCUUUAUAUUAUUUCUUCAUAAACCUCAGAAAUUUGUUGAUUUACUAAUUUUUUAUGAUAACUUAAUUGAUGACUAUUCUAAUAUAAUUAUUUGUAUGUUCAUAGUUAUUUUCUUUUUUAAAAACUAUAAUAGAACUGAAGAAAAAAAACAAAAAUAUAAUAAAUGUAAUAACAUAUAUCUCAAAUAUACUAAUGCAUGUAUAAGAUUUUUAGAAUAUGCUUCCAAUAAAUUGAUAGAAGAUAAUAUUUUAGAAAAAAAAGAAAAUUAUGUUUAUACAUUUGAGUGCACAUGGAAGAAUAAUUAUAUUAUAAACUGCUUACUUAUUUUAUAUAUAGAAGAAGAUGAAAAUGAAAAAAUAAAAAAUUUUUUAAAUAGAUUAAAAUCAUCAACUACUCAUUUUGAUUAUUUGUUUAUCAUUAGAUUUUUAAAAGAAAGAAAAAAAGAAAAUUUUAUUCCUCAUAUUUAUAUCUUAAUGAAAUAUUAUGAAGAAGCAGUAGAUAAGUCAUUAGAAUUAAAUGAUUACAAAAUUGCUAAAAGUGCUGUUUUAUUGUGUGAUGAUGAAGAAGAAAAAAAAAAAUUAUUUCUUAAGAUAAUUAAGCAUGUUUCAAAAAAUUUGAAUGAUAAAAACGUAAAAGAAAUAAUAAAUCUCGUAAGAGAUUCUAAUUCUAUAUUGAAUUUGCAUGAUAUUUUACCUUAUAUCAAUGAAAAUACCAUCAUUGAAUAUUUAAAAAAAGACAUAUGUUCUUUAUUAGGUAUAUACAAUUUAAAAAUAAAAGCAAAAAAAGAAGAGAUUAAAGAAAAUUUACAAACAAUAGAAUUAUUAAACAAGGAUAUUAAAAAUGCUAGAAAAAAACAUAUUAUUUUAGAUAAAAACGAUAUAUGCUUUAUUUGCAAUAAAACUAUUUAUUAUAAAAAAUUUUAUGUCUUUUCAUGUAAUCAUUAUUUUCAUAGUGCUUGUGCUCUAAACAUUUAUUUAAAUUCUAAAUCUAAGGAAGAAUUAUUUCAAUUUUUUUCCAUUCUUCAUAAUUACAAAAAUUCUCUUAUCAAUCAAAAGGAUAAAGAUACCUUAGUUUAUGAAAUGAAAAUUGAUGAUAUAUUAACUGAAGAAUGCUUUAUAUGCGGUAGUUUUUCUAUAAAUUCCGUUUUUCAAAGUUUUAUUUCACAAAAUGAAUAUGAAUUAAUUGACAGCUGGAUCAUAUCAAAAGAUUAA